This is a messenger RNA of Suncus etruscus (white-toothed pygmy shrew), 1139 nucleotides long. RefSeq names its product dehydrogenase/reductase 12 (gene DHRS12). Lineage: Eukaryota; Metazoa; Chordata; Mammalia; Eulipotyphla; Soricidae. The record is from RefSeq and is a predicted model, not a curated record. The transcript is spliced from 10 exons. Bases 39 to 992 code for a protein of 317 amino acids.
GCGGCGGGGCGGCGAGCGAGCCGCUGGGUCCCUGGACCAUGUCCCUGUACCGCAGCGCCGCGUGGUUGGCCAAGGGGCUGCACGAAUACACCAAGAGCGGCUAUGAAUCAGCAGCUCAGCACUUUGUCCCUGAUGAUUUGGAUGUCCAAGUUCCUGGAAGAGCCUUCUUGGUCACUGGUGGGAACAGCGGCCUUGGGAAAGCAACAGCCAUGGAGAUAGCCAAGCGAGGUGGCACAGUGCACCUUGUUUGCCGAGAUCCUGCACGCUCUCAAGAUGCCAAAAAUGAGAUCAUCAGGGAGAGUGGUAACCAGAACAUCUUUCUGCACAUUGUGGAUUUAUCUGAUCCCAAGAAAAUCUGGAAGUUUGUUGAGAAUUUCAAGCAGGAGCAUAAAAUCAAUGUUCUGAUCAAUAAUGCAGGCUGCAUGGUCAAUAAAAGAGAGCUUACUGAAGAUGGACUUGAAAAAAACUUUGCUACCAACACUCUAGGUGUCUACAUUCUCACCACUGCCUUGAUCCCUGUGUUGGAGAAGGAAAAUGACCCCAGAGUGGUGACAGUCUCCUCCGGGGGGAUGCUGGUCCAGAAGCUGAACACCUGUGACCUGCAGUGGGAGCGGGCAGCCUUUAAUGGCACCAGGGUCUACGCACAGAACAAAAGGCAGCAGGUGGUUAUGACUGAACAGUGGGCCCGAGUGUACCCCACCAUCCACUUCUCAUCAAUGCAUCCUGGCUGGGCUGAUACGCCAGGUGUGAGGAAGGCAAUGCCAGGGUUCUACACCAGGUUCAAGGACAAGCUGCGCUCGGCAGCACAGGGGGCUGACACGGUGCUGUGGCUGGCACUCGCAACUGCUGCCUCCAGGCAGCCCAGCGGCCUCUUCUUCCAAGAUCGGAAACCAGUUCCCAAACAUUUACCUCUUGCUAGAACUUCAUCCUCACUGGUGGAAGAGGAGAAACUCAUGGAAAUCUUGGAAGAAAUGGCUCAGAGAUUUAAAUAGGCCAGGCCAGGGCCAACAGGGGACCAGAGCUGCCUCAGAGAACAAAGGGUGGUGUGGCCUUGUGGCCAGAGGGCAAACUCUGUACCUCCCUUCUAAAGAGGAGCAGGGAAUUCUGUCUUAAAAUAAAUUCAGCUUGAGCCACAAAAA